Molecule: messenger RNA, 2171 nt
Organism: Rhagoletis zephyria (snowberry fruit fly)
Lineage: Eukaryota; Metazoa; Arthropoda; Insecta; Diptera; Tephritidae
Source: RefSeq, a predicted model, not a curated record
UCCAAUUAAAACGCCUAAAUGAAACUACUAAAAUGUGUAUUCCUAAAAAAUAAACAAGUGUCCUCCAAAUUUUCAAAUAUCAAUAUGUUCUGCGCAUGCGCUAGUCCCCUACAUCUAUUACCAGUUAAGUGACGUAGUGACAUAUUCAAAUGUUCUCUUCUUCCUACACUGUUUACCUUGUUCACUGCUGCUAUGUGUGCUAGGGCAUGUAGCAACAAAUAGAAUAUCGAUUCAAUUGAUAAAAAAAAAAGGUGUAACUCAGGCAUUAGUUAUCCCGUAGCGUGAAUAUUUCGCUUAAUCCGAUUCAAAAGUGCUUACAACUUUAAAUUGAGUAUGGCUGAAGGGACAUACGAAUAUGAAUGUAUGAGAGCGGAAUUGUUAGGCAUAGAGAAGCCCAAUGAGGAGGAGUUCGAGAAGGCGCGCACAGAGCGCUUGAGACUUGAGCAGGAGGAAAAAGACGCCGCCGAGGCUGCGCUUCUAGAACAACAGGAGGAUCAAAUGCAAAAUGUAGGUGGUCGUUUAGAUGAAUUGAAUACGAUACUUUCAUCUACGCAACAAAAAUUAAAUCGAUUCAAACAGACAGCUUGUGGCAGCCUGUCGAAUAUAUUCAGUCGAGGUUCAGUAGAUUUAGCAGAUGGUACACCUUCUACCUCGGCGACAGCCAGUCGACGCAACACCACCGCAACUGGUAGCUCGGUUAGUGGUCAUAAUAAUGGAAAGAUUGUCUCGGACAUAAAUAGUGCUUCACAAGAUCUUGAUGAUAUGAAACAAGGGGAAGAUGCAGGAGACAUAAAGCCCAUUAUACCGACAGAACGAAUUAGGGAAGCCAAAAUAGAUAUGCAGAAAAAGAUGACCUCACAUUUAGACGAAUUAGAUGCAUUAAUUAAUAAGGCCGAUAAUGCAGAAAUUUCAAUGUCAGAACAAACAAAGCAAAUGCGACGUAUGGCAAAGUAAAGUGGAGAAGGCAGUGACAAAAUGUGAGAUUAGUAGGUUACUGAUUUCUAAGAAUUACUUGUUAAAUAAAUAAUACUCCUAAAAUGUAAUAAGUGUUAUAAAGUAAUUAUUAUAAAAAAAUUUAAAUUCAUGAAUCAACUGAAUUAAGUUCGUUAAUUAAAUGAACCCAGUAUUCUACAGAUUUAAUUUAAAUUUAUUAUGAAAAUUGAAACACAUACCAUACGUUACUAUUAAGAGUUAGUUCAGCAUGAUUUGUUGAUUUAAUAAGACGUCUAAUAAAGCACAUACGUAAACAGCAAAUACUGAGAAUGAAAAAUCCCAAAGAUGAGGCCUCUAAGCCUUAAGAAAUAUUCAAUCUCGCCUCCUGCUUUCUACCAAAACAUAUAGAAAUGAUUGUUUUUGUAGUACGUCUAACAAAUCUAAAACAAAAAUAAUAUUUGGAAUUCUCAUUACUAGACAACGUUUUUUUUUUUUUUAGUUAACUAUCAGGUAUCUUCUGCAAGUCUUACGAUUUCAAAUCGAUUUACAAACUCUAUUUCAAAGGAUCUACAACAAUACUUUGCAUACAUGCCUGUAAUACUAUAUUCACAUUAGAGCAUAAAUUACUUUGUUUCGAUCAAAUUACUUCACUUAAAAAAAGUAAGUUCACAUUUUUUCACAAUUUCUAUAGAUAUGUCAUUAACACGUGUAAGUACGGAGUAGGCGACCCCUUAGAGGCGCUGAUAAAGCUGAAUAGGAAACGUAAGCAUAAAUAUCGAGGACCAAAAAAAACACUAUAUUAUCUUUUCUUGUCUAGUUUAAUUCUUUUCGUCCACCAAUUUUUAUUGACAUUCUGUAAAUGUUAAGAUUUCGAAGCGAUAUGAACACAUUUUAUUUGACUACAAUACUUAGUAUUUCAGAUUAUAAUUAAAUUGCAAGCAUAAUUAUACACUAAAUACGUACAUUUACAAACAUAUGUACAUAUAUGAGAAUUUACUUAUUUCUGCAAUUAAACUUAUGUAGUAUGUAUACCAUUCUGAGUCUACUCCGAUUUAAAAUUAGAGACAAAUCAUACUAUUUAAUUGUUGAUUACAAUCAUAGAAAAAAUAAGCGCAUUGCAAGUUUAUGGUUAUAAAUAAACAUGAAAAUUGUGAAUAUAUGUAUGUACAUACAUAUGUACAUACGUAGAAAUGUAUACAUUCCAAAUAAACCCAUAACAAAGAGUUGUAAGCAAAUAA